AUGAAUCCGAAGCAAAGUGAAACCUCGUACAAAUUUCGAGGUACUAACAUAGUUGUUCCGAUGACCAAGGAAGCCAUGAAAAGUAAGGAUAUGCCGAGUGCUGAGCUCACAAAGAAUAUGAACGAUCGAAAGCCAUCGUGGGAAAAGCUUAAUCAUGUUGAUUCCCUCAAUUUGGAGGCUGGAAGAAUUUCCUCAACCAAAAGUCAUGCUCUGAAGAAAAGUUGGAUGAGGACAUUGAGUUUAGCAUUUCAAAGCAUAGGGAUUGUAUAUGGGGACAUUGGAACUUCUCCUUUAUACGUCUAUGAUAGCACCUUCACAGAUGGUAUCCAGGACACCAAUGACCUUCUUGGAUGCUUGUCUCUUAUCAUCUAUACCAUUAUACUCAUGCCCUUUGUUAAGUAUAUUCUCAUUGUUUUGUUGGCUAACGACAAUGGUGAUGGUGGUACAUUUGCAUUGUAUUCUUUGAUUUGCCGGUACGCGAAGGUGAGCUUAAUUCCAAAUCAGCAACCAGAAGACAAUCAACUUUCCAAUUACAAACUAGACACACCAUCCAAACAAUUUAAGAGGGCACAAAAGAUUAAGCACAAGCUAGAGAACAGUAAAUUCGCCCAAGUUAUGCUUUUCCUUGUAACAAUCAUGGCAACGUCUAUGAUCAUUGGAGAUGGAAUUCUUACACCAUCUAUUUCAGUACUUUCAGCAGUUAGCGGGAUCAAAUUCAAGAUCUCAUCACUUGGUCAAGGGGCUGUUGUUGGGAUCUCCAUAGCAAUCUUGAUCGUUCUCUUUCUUGUCCAGCGGUUUGGCACUGAUAAAGUUGGCUACACAUUUGCCCCUAUGGUUGUGAUUUGGUUUUUAUUCAUUGGAGGCAUAGGUCUUUACAACUUGUUCAAAUAUGAUGUUGGUGUAUUGAAAGCUUUCAAUCCAAAGUAUAUUAUAGAUUAUAUGAAAAGGAAUGGUAAAAAAGGUUGGAUUUCUCUUGGUGGAAUAUUUCUGUGCAUUACAGGGACUGAGGCCAUGUUUGCAGACUUGGGUCACUUCAACGUGCGAGCAAUUCAAAUUAGUUUCUCUUUUAUUACAUUUCCUGCACUAGUUUGCGCUUACAGUGGACAAGCAGCAUAUCUUAGAAAGUUCCCAGAUGCAAUAGGGAAUACUUUUUAUAAAUCAAUACCUAAUGCAAUAUUUUGGCCAACAUUUAUUGUGGCGGUUUGUGCUGCUAUCAUUGCAAGCCAGGCUAUGAUUUCAGGAGCAUAUUCUAUUAUCCAGCAGUCUCAAAGUUUAGGAUGCUUCCCUAGAGUUAAGGUCAUACAUACCUCUGCCAAAUAUGAAGGACAGGUGUUCAUACCUGAGAUCAACUACUUUCUUAUGAUAGCUUGUAUCAUAGUCUGUGCCGUUUUCAAAACCACAACAAAGAUUGGAAAUGCUUACGGGAUUGCUGUGUGCAUGGUAAUGCUGGUCACAACUUGCAUGGUUACUCUUAUCAUGCUUGUUAUAUGGAAGACAAGCAUAUUGUGGAUUGCUAUUUUUGUUGUGGUAUUCGGUUCAGUUGAGAUUGUGUAUCUAUCAUCCAUGCUUACUAAAUUUGUUCAAGGAGGCUUUCUUCCAUUGGUACUUGCUUUUAUCUUGAUGUGCAUCAUGGGUAUUUGGCAUUACACACAUAGAAAAAGGUACAUGUUUGAGCUCAACAACAAGGUUUCUGGAGAAUAUCUAAGAGAAAUAGUAAGCAAAAAAGUUAUAUCUAGAAUUCCUGGAGUAGCACUUCUAUACUCGGAGCUUGUUGAAGGGGUUCCACCAAUAUUUGCUCAUGUUGUUGCAAACAUACCCUACAUCCACUCUGUUAUAGUGUUUGUUUCCAUUAAGCCUAUCCCUAUUAGUAAAGUUGCAAUAGAUGAGAGAUUUCUUUUUAGACAAGUUCAAGCAAGAGAGUAUAGAAUAUUUCGUUGUGUUGUGAGGUAUGGCUAUAAUGAUGUGAUUGGAGAACCAAAGGAGUUUGAGCAACAAUUAGUGGAAGAACUAAAAGAAUUUAUUCGUAAUCAAAGUUUUACUCAUGAUGGAAAGGGUUCUUCCAAUCAAAUAAUCCCAACAACUUCUUCAUAUCAAGUAGUGGAAGAUCAAGAGGUGUUGUUGUCUCAAUCUGAUCAACAAAAUCCAAAGUCUAACCCUACAAUGAAUGUGUCUCGUGCUUCAUCUGAUUCUAUUCAUUCAUUUGGAGUUAAUAGUAGAAUCUCUAAUCCACAAAUGCAGGGAGUUGAAGAGGAGAUAAACUUUGUUCAGAGAGCAAUGGAGAAAAGUGUGGUGUAUAUGAUUGGAGAAACCGAAGUGGUGGCAGAGCCAAACUCAUCCAUGCUUAAGAAGAUAGUUGUGAAUUAUAUCUACAAUUUCUUGAGGAGAAACUUUAGGCAAGGAGAAAUUUUAUCAGCAAUACCACGUUCUAAGCUUCUCAGGGUUGGAAUGACAUAUGAGAUAUGA
Molecule: messenger RNA, 2463 nt
Organism: Gastrolobium bilobum
Lineage: Eukaryota; Viridiplantae; Streptophyta; Magnoliopsida; Fabales; Fabaceae
Product: potassium transporter 5-like
Exons: 10
Coding region: 1-2463 (820 amino acids)
Biological process (GO): potassium ion transmembrane transport
Cellular component (GO): membrane
Molecular function (GO): potassium ion transmembrane transporter activity
Source: RefSeq, a predicted model, not a curated record